Osmerus eperlanus (European smelt) is the source of this 2272-nucleotide messenger RNA. Its product is annotated as ER lumen protein-retaining receptor 2. The record is from RefSeq and is a predicted model, not a curated record. Gene Ontology annotation, molecular function: ER lumen protein retrieval receptor activity. The coding region runs from base 206 to 844 and encodes 212 amino acids. NCBI's taxonomy places the organism in Eukaryota, Metazoa, Chordata, Actinopteri, Osmeriformes, Osmeridae. The transcript is spliced from 5 exons. Gene Ontology annotation, biological process: protein retention in ER lumen; endoplasmic reticulum to Golgi vesicle-mediated transport. Gene Ontology annotation, cellular component: membrane; cis-Golgi network; endoplasmic reticulum.
UGGGUGCUGCUACAAUCGUUGGCCACGUAACCGGGCCACGUCGCGCAUUACUCGCCAUUUUCACAUCGAGGAGUAGGAAUUUAGUCGUACAGACCCGCUUGUUUGGUUGUUAAACGACUAGUAACGGAGGUUGGCAAGACAUAUCUGAACUGACUGAAAUUGGUUUGCUUUAGAGAAGAUACUGUUGCCUGCAUCCUGCAGAAACAUGAACAUAUUCAGACUCACCGGCGAUCUUUCCCACCUAGCAGCCAUCAUCAUCCUGCUGCUAAAAAUAUGGAAAACCAGGUCCUGUGCCGGCAUCUCUGGAAAAAGCCAGAUCCUGUUUUCCCUGGUCUUCACCACGCGCUACCUGGACCUCCUCACCUCCUUCAUAUCGCUCUACAACACUACCAUGAAGGUCAUCUAUAUUGGCUGUGCAUAUGCCACUGUCUACCUGAUCUACGCCAAGUUCAAGGCCACAUACGACGGUAACCAUGACACCUUCAGAGUGGAGUUCCUGGUGGUUCCUGUCGGAGGACUGGCCUUCCUGGUGAACCAUGACUUCUCUCCCCUAGAGAUCCUGUGGACGUUCUCCAUCUACCUGGAGUCUGUGGCCAUCUUGCCCCAGCUCUUCAUGAUCAGUAAGACCGGCGAGGCGGAGACCAUCACCACCCACUACCUGUUCUUUCUGGGCCUCUACCGCGCGCUCUACCUCAUCAACUGGAUCUGGCGUUUCUACUUCGAGGGCUUCUUCGACAUGAUCGCCAUUGUGGCCGGGGUGGUUCAGACAAUCCUCUACUGCGACUUCUUCUAUCUCUACGUAACGAAAGUUUUGAAAGGAAAGAAGCUGAGUCUGCCAGCUUAAGUGCCAAAGAUCUGAGAUUUGGCAGACUCGCAGGAGAGGGUGGUGGGGUAAGGUAGCAGAAGACCCUGUGCCCCCCCCACCCUCCCUCGCCCCCCAUCCCCAGCCAGAGUAAGAUGCCUGAGACAGAGAACGAAUGGGAAUGGCUCUCCGUGGGUCCUGUCUCGUCGUCUGACCAGUCAGGGGCUCCAGAGCCGGCCGGCACCCACAGCCUUCGGAUUUCUGUUUGAUGCAUCUUGCCUUAACUUUUUUAUUAUUCUGUAUAAAGAAAAACACAGUGAGAAAGGUUUUCUACAUAAAGAUGUGUACUCUAUGAUUUGACACAUUGGCAAUUAAGAGUUGAAAACAUUGAUUGCCUGUGAUUUGGCACUGUAAGAUAUUGGAGCAGACUUCUUGUGGUUGGAGAUUGAUAUUGAUUGAAUCGUUUGUAAAAGUAUUUGCAAUCUCAAUAAAUGUACAUUGUUUUCCUGAAUCUUAUUGAGGGGGCAUGAUCUGGAGAAAUCAGAGCCCUGCGCUUUUGCUGGUAAACUUUUUUUGUUUGUUUUUUCCCCAGACGGUUUUGUUCCGUUGUUUAGCCCCAUGCACAUUCCUGUAGAUGGCCAGUUACAGCCUCUGUCAUCUGACGGCUAGGUUUCCCAAAGCCUUGUUAGUCAGAGUAUUUUUUCCAUUUCACUAACAAACCCACUUCAGCUUGAACGUAAUCUUUUACGUUUACAUUAAAGAAAUGUGUUAAAUGAAACACCAAACUAUGAGAUGAUUGAAUCUACGGUAGAUACAAAAGCGCAGAACUUCUUUCACUAUACUGGCUUUGGGACACAUAGCUGUGGCCAGUAACAAGUUCUCAAAAUACUAAUGGAAAAGGUAGAAUUCACCUGAAACUGUCAAUCAAGUUUGUGUAAAACAGCUGGUGAACUGCUCAAUGCUGUAAAUUGCUUUCUUUAUUCAAAUUUACCACCAUCUUCCAAUUGGAUUCCUUAUGUCUGUUAGACAGGGUUUGUGAUGGUGUAUCACCUGUUAUUAUACUCAUUAUCUGGUGCAUCACCUGUAACGACUACUCAUCGGCUCUUUCAUCGAAAUGAGUUGAUUGGUAGUAUACUGUAGGUUAUGACCACGGUUGUCAUCUGUUUUGGAAAAUAAACUUCAAAGGACUUCACUGACUGUUAGGGUUUUUAUCAUUCAAUAAACAGCUGUGUCUGUAGAAUUGUCUACUUGAUGUGCAUAUUACUUAGCUCACUGAGAUUUUCUUGUAGAUAAUUGGGCUUGAGCACAAUACUAUGGACACUGUUGGACAGGAGUACCAGCAAACCUUUCUUGACACCAGUCUGCCAUCAUUGUCCACGCAUAGAAAGCAUUCCAGUAGUUUCCUUUUUUUUAUAAGCUUUGUUUUGCAUGAUGUUGCCGCCACAAAUAAAGAUUCGAAGGAAAACCCUU